UCAUCAUUAAGAUGUUUUUAGGUAAGUAUCUACCUACAUUUUUCAAUGUUUGUUACUUAGAUGAUCAACUAUAUUCCUAUAUCUAGGCAUUUCAUAUAUAUUAGAUACAAUUGCAAGGCACCUAUUUAUUGGCAAUUCGUUUUUAGACACUUUUGAAAAUGUUGUUUAUCGUUUGUUGUUUCUGAACUAGAUAUUUGAAUAUUUUAUGUGGAAAAUUAAUAAAAACUGUGAAUUCAUAUGAACAGUUUGUGAUUUUCUAAUACCAUUAUUAUAACAAACUUUAUUUUCAUGUUAUUUUUGAAGACCUGAAGAUGGACAAAAACAUCACCAAAACGUUCGAAAACAAAUUGUGAAAAAUGAGUACAUCUUUUUAUCUCCAAUCGGCAAUAAAUACCUUGCAAUAAUACUCGUAUAUUUACAUCCGAACGUGAAACACUGAAUCGUUUAUUAUGACAUGAAUAAAUUUUAUUUUUCUUAAAGGGUCUUCGAAGAUAUACCGUAUUGAAAUUUUGGCUUUCCAGCCUGCCGUGUUUACAAUCUCUUUUCGAAAUAAUAACUCGGUAUAUCUCUGAAAAUACUAUAAUCGUUCCGCAAAAAAAAUCAAUCAGUGAAAUAGGCACACCCAAUAAUAAUCAGCGAACGCGUCGAAAAAUUCAAACACCUCGAAAAUCACAAUCGAAAUGCACUAGACAUAAUCACUUGCAACGGCAACAACCGAGUCGCACUGACGCAGGAAAAAUGCAGAGAAAAAACAGGCAAAGGUGAGCGAUAGCACGUGUUCCGCAGGCCACUAGACUAGCAGCAGGAGGAUUCGGAACACAACGGUCUUGAAUAAUUCUUGUUUAUUGUGUGUUGGACCGACGUACGAUAUCGGUGUCUCGGUGUCGGUCCAGCAGGCGAUGUGCGCCCGUCGUUCGCCGGCGGCCCCGUAUCCCCACCACCACCGCGGGAACGCCCUAUGGCCUAUCGUGACCCUCGCGUGAACUAAGAACCUCCCCGGACCGCCCAGGCCAAGUCAGUGUCGGGCCCGAGACCGAAAGGUCACUAGUAGAGGCUAGAGUGUGUCGUGGGUUUGACCUAUCACCUCCAAUGUGAACAUACGUGCUCCGUCUGAAAAUCGAGCUGCUCCAAGUCACCAAGUGCGAUACAGGUUCAGAGUGUAGGAGUCGAAAAGUGUCUUGAACUUGGUGUCGAGGUUCAUGUGGUGUGAGAGUGCAGUGCGUGCGAGGUGAGGUUAUCUCCUGGAAAACGUGGAGCGCCUCAACGCCAUGGCUUUGGUAGCCAGUUCCUGGCGGGAGUCUUCGCUGGUCAACCCCAUACCGACCAGCCUGAACUCACUGUCGAACGGUCUUAACCCUUUGCCCCCCACAGGUAACCUGAAUCCGUUACCAUCGAACAUUAAUCCUAUCACUCUGGAGAAUCCUGAUGUGUCGCUCCUCAACCGGCAAACGCCAUCGCAAAACUCUCAGAAUAGCGCCAACAGUGUCGAUAAGAACCAGAACAUCGAGUGUGUUGUGUGCGGGGACAAGAGUUCCGGUAAACACUACGGACAGUUCACGUGCGAAGGUUGCAAGUCAUUUUUCAAGAGGAGUGUUCGAAGGAAUUUAACUUACUCAUGUAGAGGUAGUCGAAAUUGCCCCAUAGACCAGCACCAUAGGAAUCAGUGCCAGUACUGCCGUUUAAAAAAAUGUAUGAAGAUGGGCAUGAGGAGAGAAGUUCUUGUUACAGCCGUCCAAAGAGGUAGAGUACCACCAUCGCAGCCUUCGCUUCCAGGAUUACCGAACCAAUUCCUCAACUCCACUGAUUCGAUGACGUCAUCUCUGAGCAACCACACGUACCUUAGUAGUUACAUAUCUCUACUUCUGAGAGCAGAACCAUACCCCACUAGCAGAUACGGACAAUGCAUCCAAACCAACAACAUAAUGGGUAUCGAUAAUAUCUGCGAGUUGGCGGCCAGGUUACUCUUCUCUGCCGUAGAAUGGGCGAGGAAUAUUCCGUUUUUUCCCGAUCUCCAGGUUACUGAUCAGGUGGCACUACUUAGAUUAGUUUGGUCAGAAUUAUUUGUGCUGAACGCCAGUCAGUGUUCCAUGCCGCUUCAUGUGGCGCCCCUAAUAGCAGCCGCAGGACUACAUGCGUCACCUAUGUGCGCAGAUAGGGUGGUACAAUUUAUGGAUCACAUUAGGAUAUUUCAAGAACAAGUAGAAAAACUGAAGGCGUUACAUGUUGACUCUGCCGAGUACUCCUGUCUAAAAGCCAUAGUUCUCUUCACGACUGACGCUUGCGGAUUGAGUGACGUGGCUCACAUCGAGUCUAUUCAAGAGAAAUCACAGUGCGCACUGGAAGAAUACUGCCGAUCUCAGUAUCCCAAUCAGCCUACUAGAUUCGGCAAAUUACUAUUGCGCUUACCAAGCUUAAGGACCGUCAGUUCGGCAGUGAUCGAACAGUUAUUUUUCGUCAGACUUGUAGGCAAAACGCCGAUCGAAACCUUGAUCAGAGACAUGCUUCUGUCGGGAAGUUCGUUUUCGUGGCCGUAUAUGUGAUACUUGAAACUGUACUAGUAGGGGUGCUAGUCAAACUGUAUUCUCAACUGGGGGAGGGGCAGGUAGGUGAACGUCAACUGGAUGCAGAUUCAUUCAUAACGAAUUUCUG
Molecule: messenger RNA, 2649 nt
Organism: Leptinotarsa decemlineata (Colorado potato beetle)
Lineage: Eukaryota; Metazoa; Arthropoda; Insecta; Coleoptera; Chrysomelidae
Gene: svp
Product: COUP transcription factor 2
Source: RefSeq, a predicted model, not a curated record